AUGUUCAAGAAACCCCUUGUGCACCAAUCAAACGCAACGCCCAUCCGCUCGUCCGCCCGGAGACAGCUCUUGGCUGCCAUCUUCGAGCAGUUCCCUUCGCUUGUCGCCAGCACCGACGACAAUGACAAGAAAGAGCUCGGCAAACUUAUUCUUCCAGAAGGCGUCAAAACGGGCACUUUCGAAAACAGUACUGGCGUUGAAGGAACAUUCUGGAUAGCACCUGAUGGCAACCCUCUCUGGAUGUCCUUUGGCCGCAACUCGAAAGAGUAUAUCCCUACGUUAUACCUCCUUACACUCCCCCUUCCUCGUCCCAUCCUGCCGGUCAUCCAGAUAUACCAUCCCAUGCCUCCCCCAAUCCUGACCGGUGCACCACUCUUCAUUCCUGCCGUUCGCAACAUUGACAAGCCCCAUCUCCUCCCUGACGUACAAAAAGACCGCCUGGUCGCUUUUGCAACCUCCCCAUCUAGGAAUGAUGAUGUUCAUUAUGUGGGAGUUGGCAGAAUAGCCGCUGAUGGUGGCAUGAGGGGUGCUUGGGAGAGGAGGAUCCAGCUGUUGCAGGGUGGGGAAGAGAAAGAAGAGGGCAAGUUUGCAGACGUGCUUUGUAUAAUAGAAGACCAUCUUUGGGAGCUUGGUUCGAAAUCGACACCUCCGACGUUCGCUCUUCCAGCUCCCGAGGUCCCCUUGGCUUCAGCUCCAGGCGGCAAAGCGAAGGACGAUCUUCCACCGAUAGAAAAUCUCGCUGUAUCCGGAGAUGCUACUGGGGAAUCAUCCGAACCAACCAUCUCCUCCGCCCCUCUCACCCCCGACGAAAUCUCUUCCCUCCUCUCUCUCUCCCUUCUCCAAGCCCUCUCCUCCCUCCAACCUUCUUCUUUCCCCAUGCCCGCUUCCCUCCUAUACUCUUCCCACAUCCUCCCCUCUCGCCCUUCCUACAUUCCCAAAGACAAGAGGGACGAAGUCGUCAUUGCCAAAAGUGAAUGGAAAAAGCUGGCCAAAUGGAUGAAAGAGAUCAACAAGGAAGGGAUCGUCAAGAUCAAGGAGAGUAAAGGAGAAGUAACGGUGGUCAGCUUUGACCCGAAACACCCGGAUCUACAGGCGUAUGAGGGAUAUACGACGAUAGCGCAGGAAGAGGCGAAAGCCGUAAAGAAGGCUGCUCGGGAGGCCGCUGCCAACCCAGAGGGCGCUGAUGGCAAGCCUGCCCAAUCAGCAUCCCAGCCGAUCGAUAUUCAAGAACUGUGGAAACCCAUCUCGCCUGCAUUGUUCUUCUGGGAAGCGUGCGGUCUCUCCAAAUCCGAGUACUACCCACCUUCUGCUUUGAGACAGACACUAGACGAAUAUAUCAACAAGCACGAUCUGAUUGUGCCAAGCAAUCACAGAUUUGUGCUGUUGGAUGAGGAGCUGGGGAAGGCUGUGGGCGUCAAAAAGCCAGACCCGGGCCAGAGCAUGGCUAGAGAUGAUGUGAUUGCAAAGCUGAGGAAUGGAGUGAGCUGGGCCGUGUCCAUCGGUGGCACCAUCAAAAAAGGUGCCCUCCAACCAAUCACCCUCACCAUCAAAUCUCGAGGCGGCCGUCGUACCGUCACCCACAUCACCGGCCUCGAGCUCUUCUCCAUCCCUGCCGAGUCUUUUGCGGAAGAGAUGCGUAAAAAGUGUGCCGGCUCGGCGAGUGUGCAGCCGAGGGAGGGGGUGAGCCCGAAGCUUGGAUUGGUGGAAGUACAGGUGCAGGGGAGUCAGCAGAAGAUUAUCAUCGAGUCGCUUGUGGGCAGGGGUGUGCCGAAGAGGUGGAUCAAGGAUGAGGGGAAGAAGUGA
This is a messenger RNA of Cryptococcus wingfieldii CBS 7118, 1803 nucleotides long. RefSeq names its product translation initiation factor 2D. The record is from RefSeq and is a predicted model, not a curated record. Gene Ontology annotation, molecular function: translation initiation factor activity. Lineage: Eukaryota; Fungi; Basidiomycota; Tremellomycetes; Tremellales; Cryptococcaceae. The transcript is spliced from 5 exons. Gene Ontology annotation, biological process: translational initiation; formation of translation preinitiation complex. The coding region runs from base 1 to 1803 and encodes 600 amino acids.